Molecule: messenger RNA, 2659 nt
Organism: Mesocricetus auratus (golden hamster)
Lineage: Eukaryota; Metazoa; Chordata; Mammalia; Rodentia; Cricetidae
Gene: Psapl1
Product: prosaposin like 1
Exons: 1
Coding region: 121-1695 (524 amino acids)
Biological process (GO): sphingolipid metabolic process
Cellular component (GO): lysosome
Source: RefSeq, a predicted model, not a curated record
GGUGCUGACUCAGGCUGGGGAGGAGCAGGAGGCGGGCCUCUUGCUGAGCAGGACAGGCAGGAGAGCUAGUUUUAUAGGGACAGCCAAGCAGAGGUAGCAGCCAGUGGAACCGUGGGCAUUAUGCUGCGUGUUCUGAUUCUCUUCUCUGGUGUCCUGGGGGCCGCCAAGGCCAGCCCCAUCUCGGGCCCCCAGGAGUGUGCCAGGGGCUCUGAGGUAUGGUGUCAGGACCUGCAGGCAGCUGUGAGGUGUCAGGCCGUGAGGCACUGCCAGAGUGCUGUGUGGAGCAAGCCCAUAGUCCAGUCCCUGUCCUGCCGUGUGUGCCAGGAUGUGGCAGCAGCUGCUGGUAAUGGGAUGAACCCAGAUGCUACAGAGGCUGACAUUUUGGCAUCGAUAAUGAAGACCUGUGAGUGGCUUCCGAGCCCGGAAUCUUCAGCUAAGUGCAAGUGGAUGGUGGACAACCACAGGCCAGCUGUCCUGGACAUGCUCAGUGGAACCCCUGGCACUGGCCUGGCUCCGAUAUGCACUGCGCUCACCCUCUGUGAGCCACUACAGAGGUACCUAGCCACUGCCACCUCAGAGAGACCACUGACUCAGGAGGAUGCAACUGAGAUGACAUCGCCCUUCUUGUCCAACGGGGCCCUCAGCUUCCACCCAUCACAGAUGCCUGGGGGUGCCGUAUGCCAAGAUUGUAUCAAGCUGAUCUCCCGGCUCCAGGGUGCUCUAGAGUCUAACUUGACCUUUGCAGAGGUAACUGUCCAGGAUCAGUGUGAAUCCCUGGGGUCUGGCCUGGCUGACCUCUGCAAGAACUACAUCCGCCAGCAAUUUGUCCCUGCUAAGCAGACGCUGCAGAUUCUCCCCCCACAGGAGGUCUGUAGGAAUGGGGGCUUCUGUGAGGAGUGGAGAGAGCCUGCCCACCGGCUGGCUCAAGUGGCCGCUGUGAAUGGAGUCCCCUCUCUGGAGCUGGAGCUGCCGAGGAAGAAUGAGAUGCAGAUGCAGCUGGGCCUGACCUGCGAUGUGUGCUUGAACGUGAUCCAGGAGGUGGACAAAUGGCUCAUGACCAACAGCACAGAAGCCCUCAUCACCCACGCCCUAGAGCGAGUCUGUUCCAUAAUGCCCGAAUCUCUAGUGCAGCAGUGCGUCACCCUGGUGGAGACCUACAGCCCCAGCCUGGUCCAGCUUGUGAGCAGGGUCACCCCAGAGAAAGUGUGUGAGACCAUCAGGCUGUGUAACAGCAGAAGGCAGGCCAGGUCCAUCUCCAGGGCUGAGGCAACCACGCCGUCCCUGCUGGUGGAUGAAGAGAACUAUGGAAGCUUCUGCCAGGGGUGCAAAAGGAUACUGGGUGUGUCUUCCCAGAAUCUGGACCGCAAGAGCACCAAGCGGGACAUCCUGAACGCCUUCAAAGGUGGCUGCCGAGUCCUGCCGCUGCCCUACGUGCUGCAGUGCCACCGUUUCGUGGCGGAGUAUGAACCUGUGCUCAUAGAGAGCCUCAGGUUCAUGAUGGACCCCAACGACCUGUGCAAGAAGAUGGGGGCCUGCCACAGCCCCAAAGUCCCACUUCUAGGCACCGAUCAGUGUGUCAUGGGCCCCAGCUUUUGGUGCAAGAGCCCAGAGGCCGCUGAGAUGUGUGAUGCCCUGGAGCACUGCCAACGCCUUGUGUGGAAAAAGCCAGCUUCCGAAGUCAAAGAUCAGCCAUGACUGUAGCCACCAGAACCCAAAGCCUGCCAAGGCUGGUCCCACUUGCAGGCUUCUGCCUCCCAAGGAGACCCUAUGAGGUGGGUGCUAUUCCACCACCAUGUCACAGAUGAAAAUCCGAGGCUCUGGGGAGGGAGUUGGGACUGAGCGGAGCUGACAUUGGAAGCCAUGCUUUCCCAAUGCUGGACCACUUCACCUUUCUGUCUCUGCCCUCAGCACGGUCACCCCUGCCUUAAGCAGGAAGUCCUCACGCCUUCCCCAGUAAGCUGCCCUCUCCUGCCCUGCUGUGAUGCUGAUGGCCUGGAGAAAGCUGUCAGUGGCCUCCCAUGCAGGGGGAACACCCAGCUGUGAGCCAAAGCAGUGGCAGAGGGAUGGGUAGAGGGGACUGCCACUGGUCAGGCCAGUGACUUAUCAAUAGCUUGGGGUGGGGGUUGGGUGUUCUCAGGCUGGUUCCCAAUGGUGCAGUUGGGACAUGGGUGCCUCUGGACUUCUCUGAGGGAGGGCCCUGGGUUAUUGGCCACCACUCAUGAUGGGCAUUUGGACUUCAUGGCACUCCUGUCUGUGUCUUGUCCCAUCAAGUGGAAUCUGUCCUCUCCUUUGGACUCCAGCCACCCUGGUGCUAAGUAGUCUGGGGUAUGCUGAAAAUCAGGAGAACAUCCCCGAUAGGUGAGCUUCGGGGAAGGCCUGAGGGGUAUGGAAUGGCUGUGACAUGGGCCACAGCAAGAGCUCCACCCUAGGGAGCAGGCCCUUUAUCUGCAGAGCCUCAGUUUUUCUAUCUGUAGGCUGGGAGGAUCAUGCCUGCCUCACAGGGAUGUUGAGACAAUUCUAGAUGUCCUCAAGCUCCUUCCCUUGGAGACCAGAACCCUUUGACCUACCAGGAUCAUCAAAACCUCUAUCUUGGGAAUCGAUAGGGCCUCUGGGGAGUCUGACCAAGCAAGCAUUAUAUAAACCAAAAGCUUUCUCCAAA